This is a messenger RNA of Dama dama (fallow deer), 887 nucleotides long. Its product is annotated as protein BTG3-like. The record is from RefSeq and is a predicted model, not a curated record. Gene Ontology annotation, cellular component: cytoplasm; nucleus. Gene Ontology annotation, biological process: negative regulation of mitotic cell cycle; negative regulation of cell population proliferation. The transcript has a single exon. Lineage: Eukaryota; Metazoa; Chordata; Mammalia; Artiodactyla; Cervidae.
CGGACGAGGCUUGCAGCGCUCAUUACCACCAAGCGCCAGUCCGCUAAGGCGGGGAAAAUGAAGAACGAAAUUGCUGCUGUAGUCUUCUUUUUCACAAGACUAGUUCGAAAACAUGAUAAAUUGAAAAAAGAAGCGGUCGAGAGGUUUGCUGAGAAACUGACCCUAAUACUUCAAGAAAAAUAUAAAAAUCACUGGUAUCUGGAAAAACCAUCAAAAGGACAAGCCUACAGAUGCAUUCGUGUCAAUAAGUUUCAGAGGGUUGAUCCUGAUGUCCUGAAAGCCUGUGAGAACAGCUGCAUCUUGUACAGUGACCUAGGCUUGCCAAAGGAACUAACUCUCUGGGUGGACCCAUGUGAGGUGUGCUGUAGGUAUGGAGAGAAAAAUAAUGCAUUUAUUGUUGCCAGCUUUGAAAAUGAGGAUGAGAACAAGGAUGAGAUUUCCAAGAAAGUUACCAGGGCCCUUGAUAAGGUUACCUCUGAUUAUCAUUCAGGAUCCUCUUCUUCAGAUGAAGAAACAUGUAAGGAAGUGGAAGUGAAACCGAAUUCUGUGGCUGCGACCCCCAGCCCUGUAUACCAGAUUUCAGAAUUGAUAUUCCCACCUCUUCCAAUGUGGCACCCAUUGCCCAGAAAAAAGCCAAUGAUGUAUUGAGGGAAUGGCAAUCAAAGUCACUACCCUCCUCCCAUUCCAUUUGGUUAUCCAAAUCAGGGACGGAAGAAUAAACCAUAUUGCCCAAUUCCAGUAACAUGGGUACCUCCUCCUGGAAUGCAUUGUGACCGCAAUCACUGGAUUAAUCCUCACAUGUUAGCACCUCACUAGCUGCUUUUGUCUGUUGGUGUCAUGUUGAGAGAAGGUAGAAUAAGCCUGACUACAUAUUAAAAGUUCAUACU